Molecule: messenger RNA, 1592 nt
Organism: Aplysia californica (California sea hare)
Lineage: Eukaryota; Metazoa; Mollusca; Gastropoda; Aplysiida; Aplysiidae
Product: speedy protein A
Exons: 7
Coding region: 113-1165 (350 amino acids)
Biological process (GO): positive regulation of cyclin-dependent protein serine/threonine kinase activity
Molecular function (GO): protein kinase binding
Source: RefSeq, a predicted model, not a curated record
UUGUGAUUCUUGUUAUUGUUGUGUUCAAACUUUCAAGCAUCAAUAUUGUGGCAUCGUGGCAUUAGACAGCAGUCAGUGAUUAAAAAGCAAUUUUAUCCAAUCAGACUGGACAAUGGUUUCUCUAGCAUGCUUCAGACUGGAAAAUAAAUUUGAAGACAAAGAAACACAAUUAAAGCUACAGGAUGUCCAUCACAUGAUACUGGAGAACUGUGGACAGUGCUAUAGAGAUUCCUGUGGUGACUGCAAUUCAACAGAAACUCACAAAAUUUGUGUCAAGAAUAAAUGCAGGAGAGGAAAGCGUUAUCAGCCGUUUACAGCUUCAUCGUGGAGAAAAUUUGCAGCAAUUGGAGGACACUCCCUUUUUCCAAGGGAUCACAGAUUUCUCAGUCUUGGUACAAAUCAAUGCAAAGACCCACAGAAGUCUGUCAGUGAGCAGGCAUCAAACAACAAUUCUAGAUUCAUUGUGAAACUAAAAGAGUUGAAGGAAUUUUUUAAGUUAACAGAUGACAAAGUGAUCCGAGACUUUUUGAAAGCUGACAGUUGCAGAAGGAUCGCAGAUAAGUAUCUGAUUGCAAUGGUGUUUGCGUACUUUAAGAGAGCUGACUUCAAGGUCAAGGAUUAUACCAGGAUGAAUUUCUUCAUUUGUCUGUAUCUUGCCAAUGAUGUGGAAGAAGAUGAAGAGGAGAUCAAGUAUGAGAUAUUUCCUUGGGUUUUUGGAAAGAAGUGGAAAGACAAGUGUGUUAGCUUUCUCAAAAUGCGAGACCUUUUUCUACGGAGAAUAGACUACAAAGCUAUCAUCAGUCGCAAAUGCUGUGAUGAGAUCAUGGCGAUAGAGCCAGACAACUCAGUUUGGAAGCGAGAGCGACCCCUUCAUCAUGGGGGUGCAUUCCGGAGUUACAUGAAGAGUCCUGACGAUGACGGCUGGCCUCGCGGUCCAAAGGGAAGUCCCAGAUUCUGCUCGGAAUGCAAUGCUCCUGACAGCCAGUAUGACUCGGCCAGCACUACGAGUACGUGUUGGUACGUCUCGUCCAGAGAUAGCUCACCAAACAACUCCUCCGCACCGAGUUCAACGGGAGACUCCAGUGAUGCUCUCCAAGUCCAAGAUCUGAGACGAACAUUGCCCAAAGAUGUGAAUGAUGACGUAUGGCCAACGGCUGAGGAGUGACAGCUCAACUCUGACAUGCAUCCACUGGUCUCUAGAGCAAGCCUCUGUUAAUCCCUUGAUUGACAGAGAAAUUUUAGUAUUUAAACAGGGUGUUGCAAUUAAAAGUGAAAAUUGUCUGUCUUUUUGUUUCCAUGUUGGAGUAUUUUGUUCUCUCUGUUCCAAAAGAAGUUCAAUAGGUUUUAUUGAUUAUGAAGUGGUCACUGAGAUAAGAAAAAGGGGCUCUCCGCAAGUUCUUUGAAAUGCCACAACUUUUACUGUACUCAUACCGAGACCAUUAUAUAUUUAAUUGUGACCGCAGAGUAGCUCGUACAUCCUUCUGAGUUGUAAAUGGUCCGUGGACCCAAAAUGAGACUUGACACUUCUCAUUUGGGUCUGUAAUAAGUGUUGUCAUGACAGCUGAUGGACAAUAAACUGUACUACAUCAAAG